AUGCUCGGCCAACAGACAUCGCGACCCCGACUGACCCGGCUGGAGAAGAAGCACCGUUCGUCAAGGUCAAGCGCUUCCUCCAUCUCCUCCAUGGCGUUACCUCCGACCUAUCAAACCGACCUCCUCGAAGCAACCCACCUGCAAGACCUCGAAUUGAUGAUGCAGUGGUGCACCUCAACCUACAAAACGAUGGCCCGCAAUCCAGCCUCGGAAACUCUCUGGCAAACCACCGUCCCGACUCUCUCUCUCCGUCACCCAUCCCUUCGUCAAGGCCUCCUGGCUCUCUCCGCCCUGCACCUCGCCUCCAAAACCUCCUCCUCCCGGCGAUGGCAAUACCUUGAAACAGCCCGCGCCCACCAAUCCCAGGCUCUUGCGGCGCUCUCCAGCACACAACUCGACCUCGAAGCAGACCCCAACGCCACCUUCACAUUAUGCUGCCUCAUGAUUGCAUUCGCGUUCGGCUACUGUCUCAUUGAUGACGAUGACAACGACAAACCUGACGUCCUCCAUGAAUUCUUUGAAGUGCUCCAUUUGACCCGCUGGCUGGUCAGCAUCAUCAUGCCCCUCCUGGACCGUGUCGCCGCUGGUGAUCUCAACUCGCUCAUUCAGCCCGAGGAUCCUCGCCCGACCAUGCCCGACAUGUCUCGGCUCGUGGUGUUGGCGCUGCGUCGUCAGAACGCCCUGGAAACCUUGCGAGAUCCCGCGCACGAGGAACCACUGUAUGAAUCAGCGAUCGAACACCUGAGCACUGCGCUCGAGCAGCUCAUGAAAGGUGGCGAGCCGAAGAUGUUUGCGUUCUGCUGGUGUUUUCGGAUCCCCACAGGAUUUCUGGAGCUACUGGAAGCGCGACGGCCGUUUGCGCUGGUGAUUCUGGCACAUUACGCGGUGGUUCUGCAUCAUCUGAGGGACUCGUGGUGGAUGGGAGAUUGGGGCGCGCAGGUAUUGUCGCGUAUUGGGGACUCGUUGGAGCCGGAGUGGCGGGCGCUUGUUGGGUGGCCGGUCGACGCGACGGGAUGUUUCCUUUCUCCCUGA
Penicillium brevicompactum is the source of this 1032-nucleotide messenger RNA. RefSeq lists its product as uncharacterized. The record is from RefSeq and is a predicted model, not a curated record. Lineage: Eukaryota; Fungi; Ascomycota; Eurotiomycetes; Eurotiales; Aspergillaceae. Bases 1 to 1032 code for a protein of 343 amino acids. Gene Ontology annotation, biological process: regulation of transcription by RNA polymerase II. Gene Ontology annotation, molecular function: DNA-binding transcription activator activity, RNA polymerase II-specific. The transcript has a single exon.